UAGAAUACACUGCCUACUUAAAGUACUCGGUAAAGCUGUUGAACAAGUCCAACUUAGGAGGAAUUGUAGAAGCCAGGUAACCUGGGAAAGUUGGUAUGAUUUCACUGAGAGGGAAAAUUAAUUUGCACCCAUUCAAAUCUGAACCACUGGAGGCACCACCACCUAAGCCAGAGAACCAGGGGUAGAGAGGCUGGCCAAGACUGCUUUCAUCAAAACUCGUAGUAACAUGAUGGGAAGACGUCUGCCAGCCAAUAACCGCUUCAACCAAAACUGUGCAGCAUAAUGUGGACAAAGCAAGACAUAAAAGCUAUAGAGACAAGCCCACGAUAACUAUGCUCAUCCCUGUAAUGUUGUUUUCCUUUUUCGACGAUGCAUGGCACAGUUUUACUUCAAACUAAUGUUUACAAAAUGGCCUGAUACUGUUUUAUUGUGGAGUAACUGUUUAUUCCAUCACAUAGUCAGCAAGAUCGUUACAACAGUCAAGUGAAAUGUUUACCUCUGCAAGCAGCAACAAGCUUUCAGCACAAGCUUGCAUGGGCUGUGAAUAUGCACAGACUACAAGUAAACAAAAGCUGAAGCGGCCUUCAAGUGUUAAGUGUGGAAAAAGAUGUUUUGCGGCAAUGGCCGUGACUGAAGACAACACAGGUGUGUAUGUGGUUUUCCAAUCCAAGCACAGAGGCCACGACUUUAAACUGGGUGGUGUUUUUCUGUCCAAGUCGGAAAGAGCUGCUAUUGCUGACAAGCUGCGAGAAGGCGUGUCCAUGGAUGCAGUACUGGAUAAUGUGCGGUCCAACGUGGAUGAGACGUUCCACUGCAUUAACCUGUUAAGCAAGCAGGAUCCACCAAGGACAACCUUACAAAAGUUAAAUUUUUGAGAAAAAAUGAGGACCUUUUGGAUGAGAUAUUUUAUGCUAGUCAUUAUGACCACACCACAACUGAUUGUGUAUGUGUCAAUGGAACACAUGGAACAGCAGGUGAGCAUUACUAUAUAAAUGCAUUAAUAA
Dermacentor andersoni is the source of this 1004-nucleotide messenger RNA. Lineage: Eukaryota; Metazoa; Arthropoda; Arachnida; Ixodida; Ixodidae. The record is from RefSeq and is a predicted model, not a curated record.